AUGUCCGAUCUCGGUGUCUGGACAACCUCACACAAUAUGGAACUAAUUGUUGACCUGUUUAUCUCGAGACAGGAGGAGCAUUGUAUGGAGGUGACAGAGAAGGCAACAGCGGAUGCGAGAGAGGAAUAUGGCUUACCGAACAGCGAUGACUACAAGAUAGCAAAGAAGAAGUUACCAAAGGAAAUGGAAAAGCGGCCACUGGCACGGCCGCAAACAGUCACCAGUACAGGGCGGCCCAAUGUUGCCACCAUCACAUCAAGCCCUGAGUCGCACGACCCGAGUGCACCAGUUGAUUUCACGGAUUUCUCCGUGGAUUUAAGGACCCUUGAUACCAACCAGUUCAAUUUAUGGGUCAGGCGGGCUGGCAGCAAGCCAGUGGAAUGCAAGUGGAAUGUUGCUGGGCCAGUAGAUUGCGAUGAGGCACUGUUUGAAUUCAAAGCCAAAGCCUGUAACGAAACAACAAACAAGAACUAUGGCAUCAACCAUGCAUCGAGCUUCAAGCUUCAAGGCUCAUCGUCGCAACCCUUUGAGGCAGUAAUCUGCACCACGGAAUGUGUCUCCGUCGACUACUUCCCAACCUCCAGCUCUUCGGCCUGCAUAUUGGACGCAACAGCAUUCCAUCGACUACCCCUCCUUAAUCCCAAUUAUUACCGCAAUAACAUGACAACAUCCUCGUCCUUCCGAGUCAUCCACUGCAAUGUGGAAUCCCUCAGGUCAGGCCAUCUCGAUCAUGCGUGGGUCUUCAUCGCUUUGAUGGUGGGACAAGGGGAAGGCUUUUGCGGGAUCAGGUGUCGGUCAGCCUUGGUGCAAAGGGAGGUGACGAAAUGGCGAUGGAAGGUGAAUGGUGUAAUGGAAAAUAACAAGCAGAUGGGUGGGGCUGUGUGGUGUAUGAGCAAACACUACCUACGCGAACAUCCAUUCCAUGCUACGUACCUCCCUUUCCACCUCCCGCCCAUCAGAGCCAAAACGAUUGAAAAAUUAAGUUUAAAUUGCUUCUCCCUUCUAACCUAUGCUAACGCCGAAAUUGGAGUAGGUUCAGCAUCGAUACAUGGACUACUAUGGCGGAUCCAGAAAUCCGCGAGGGGUACACACAAUGCCCAUGUGAGGUUUGCGAUGCCCAUGGUUCGAAUGGUGCACCUGCCGCAGCGUUCGCGCACACACUGUGGUGAUCUCCUUUCCAGUCUGUUUAGGAUCAUAGCCACACGAAUGUCUAGCACUCUACUUCAUCCCAACUCCAACAUCGUGAACAUGAACAUACUGGUCACAUCAUUGAUACUUGCUCUGCUCGUCCUGAUACCGAUCUCCCUAGGGUAUUUCUUCAACACUUCCCGGAUCCGUCCUUUCCUCUGGAUACCAGCCGAAUGUACAUCCUUGUUGGGCAUCUUCUUCCUCCUAAAACCGACCUCAGGUCCUUACUACGAAUUGCCAUACAUCGGCAAAAUACCGUUCAUCUUCACUUUUUUCCUCAUCGCAGACAUAUAUUACAAGCUCCUCGUGUUUGCAGGGGGUGGGUGUCAAACCAAAGAGGGCCCAAUGGCACAAAUGUUGGCGAAGUUUAUCUUCGUCUACGGACAGAAGCUUGGUGUUUAUAUCAAGGAUCUUGCGUGGCUUGUGCUGCGCCUUGAACAUACCUUGCUUGUCUGUGUUGGAGAUCUUGGACAUAGCGUUUUGUGUUUUGGAUUGGAGCUUGAGGAUGAUGGAGAUUUGGAGUCGCAGACGCGUGCUAAUUAUCCCCACCGUCGUAUGACUCCAUUGUCAUCUACAGGAGGACAGAUAACAAGACCCUUAAUUUCAUCCGAAAUUGGGGGUGGUGCUGAUACGUCCUUUAUGAGAAACAUGUUCGAAAGUCCGGUUAGGUCCGGUUAUUGGGUGCCCAGGGGCUCUAACCGAGACCGAGACUGGUUAGCCUUUGUCCCGAAACCUAAAAUAACCUAA
This is a messenger RNA of Laccaria bicolor S238N-H82, 1935 nucleotides long. RefSeq lists its product as uncharacterized. NCBI's taxonomy places the organism in Eukaryota, Fungi, Basidiomycota, Agaricomycetes, Agaricales, Hydnangiaceae. Bases 1 to 1935 code for a protein of 644 amino acids. The transcript has 12 exons. The record is from RefSeq and is a predicted model, not a curated record.